Messenger RNA from Sceloporus undulatus (fence lizard), 3207 nucleotides. It is a transcript of the gene SYK, whose product is annotated as spleen associated tyrosine kinase. Gene Ontology annotation, molecular function: signaling receptor binding; non-membrane spanning protein tyrosine kinase activity; ATP binding. Gene Ontology annotation, biological process: innate immune response; neutrophil activation involved in immune response; positive regulation of B cell differentiation. Lineage: Eukaryota; Metazoa; Chordata; Lepidosauria; Squamata; Phrynosomatidae. The record is from RefSeq and is a predicted model, not a curated record. Gene Ontology annotation, cellular component: cytoplasm; extrinsic component of cytoplasmic side of plasma membrane.
GAGCAAAGGAGGCACGAGGAAGUGCUGCUGCUCAACAGCUGAAACCCAGGCGCCGCCGCCGCCGCCGCCGAGGAAACCGCCCCAGCAGCGAGCGAGCGAGCGAGCGAGGGCGAAAUGAGGAAGCCAGCGGCGCCCUGAAGGGACUGGACUCCUUGGGGCCUGGGCUGGGGCCCGGCUGCAGGGUCGCCCAGAGGCAGGCAAGGGGCUCCCUGGCUUCCCCCAGUGCCCCUCAAGGUAUAAAAUAAAUUCUACAGAGAAUUAAGAAUUCUUUGACAAAUGAAAACAAUGGCAACUGUUAAUUCUAUUAGCCACCUCCCCUACUUCUUUGGCAACAUCACACGUGAGGAAGCUGAAGAUUAUUUGAUACAAGGUGGACUGAGCAAUGGACUGUACCUACUGCGACAGAGUCGAAACUAUCUAGGCGGCUUUGCUUUAUCCCUGGUUCAUGAUAAGAAAGUUUUUCAUUAUACCAUUGAAAGGGAAAUUAGUGGCUCUUAUGCUAUUACAGGAGGAAAAUCCCACAGGAGUCCUGUAGAACUCAUUAACUACCAUUCAGAUGAAAUAGAUGGUCUUGUUUGCCUACUCAGAAAACCAUGUAAUCGCCCACCAGGAGUGGAACCAAAAAUUAGUCAAUUUGAAGACUUAAAAGAGAAUCUAAUCAGGGAAUUUGUCAGAAAAACUUGGAGUUUACAAGGGCAUGCUCUUGAGCAAGCAAUCAUUAGUCAGAAACCACAGCUAGAGAAACUGAUUGCAACAACAGCCCAUUUGAAGAUGCCCUGGUUCCAUGGGAUGAUAUCUCGUGAGGAUUCAGAGCACCGUGUUCUUCUAGGGACAAAGACCAAUGGGAAAUUUUUAAUCAGGGAAAGAGACAACAAUGGAUCCUUUGCUCUCUGCCUCCUCAAUGAAGGAAAGGUUGCACAUUAUCGCAUUGAUAAAGACAAGAAGGGAAAGCUCUCAAUCCCAGAUGGAAAGAAGUUUGAUACUCUCUGCCAGCUAGUGGAACAUUAUUCCUACAAAGCAGAUGGACUUAAGAAUAACACUGAUCCAGUUCCAAAUCCAGAUUCCCACUUAAAUGGACAAUUUGAUUUAGGACAAACACCAGCACUUCCUAAACGUCACAGUAAUAAGUUACCUGUUCCUGGCCGAAGCAAUGAUUCUACCCUAUUUGCAUCAUUUAACAAUUACGUGUCACGUGCAAAGCGAGAUACAGAUGAUCAAAGAGCAGCUUUGCCUAUGGACACAGAGGUCUAUGAAAGUCCAUAUGCAGAUCCAGAAGAGGUGAAAGCUAAAAAUGUCACUCUUGAUAGAAGCCUGCUGACUCUGGAUGAGCAGGAACUUGGUUCUGGUAAUUUUGGCACUGUAAAAAAAGGCACCUAUGAAAUGAAAAAGGGAAAGAAGACAGUAGCCGUUAAAAUUCUCAAGAAUGAAAAUAAUGAUCCUGCCAUAAAAGAUGAACUGCUGAGAGAAGCAAAUGUAAUGCAACAAUUGGAUAACCCAUAUAUUGUCCGAAUGAUUGGUAUUUGUGAAGCUGAAUCCUGGAUGCUGGUAAUGGAGUUGGCUGAACUUGGCCCCUUGCAUAAGUAUUUGGCAAAACACAAAGAUGUCACAGAUAAGAAUAUUAUAGAACUCGUUCAUCAAGUUUCUAUGGGAAUGAAAUAUCUGGAAGAAAACAACUUUGUGCAUAGAGAUCUAGCUGCAAGAAAUGUACUGCUGGUUACACAACAUUAUGCCAAAAUUAGUGAUUUUGGACUUUCUAAAGCUCUUGGCUCUGAUGAUUAUUACAAGGCAGAACAUUAUGGGAAAUGGCCAGUUAAGUGGUAUGCUCCAGAAUGCAUGAACUUCUUCAAAUUCUCAAGCAAGAGUGAUGUUUGGAGUUUUGGUGUGUUAAUGUGGGAGGCUUUUUCCUAUGGGCAGAAGCCAUACAAGGGUAUGAAAGGAGGAGAAGUUGCUCAGAUGAUUGAAAGAGGAGAACGAAUGGAAUGUCCCCCAGCUUGCCCCCCUGAGGUCUAUGAAUUAAUGAAACUGUGUUGGACAUACAACGUUGAUGAUCGGCCACCAUUUUCCACAGUGGAAUUAAGACUGCGCAACUUCUACUAUGACAUUGCACAAUAAGCAUAUUGCAGACUUCUAUGAUCUAUGUAAAGGAAGACACCAUGGAAGGCAGAUGGAAGAAACUUGCAAUAAUACAACAUGUCUCCAUCAGAACCACUGUGAAAAGAGCUUUGCUGUAGAACUGCCUUGCUGCUUUUUGGAUUAUUUCCACAUUUUAAAUAACUUUGGAAAAAUGGGGUUCCAGAGAUAUUUGGAUUUUUAUGUUUCAGCCUGUUGAUUCCAUUGCUUCUAUACUGCUAUGGAUUUUGCUGAUGAUAUGAAACCUCAUAGUUUGUUUCCUCUCUUUCUGUAUUGUAAUUCUGGAGUCAGGAGAUCUUCAGUGUUUCACUUGCUGCUGCUAUUAAUAAACAUUAAUACUGCCACUAUCAUAGCUUUUCCAAGGAGCUCACAGACCAGGGAUUGAUUUUGAGUGGCAACUUUAGAUUGUUGUUAUUAAUAAUAAUAAUAAUAAUAAUUUUUAUUUCUGUCUUCCCGCCUCUCCCAAUGGAUCGAAGCGGGAUCACAACAAGUUUAAAAUUACAAUUACAGUAUAGCAGCAUUAGUUACUGCACCAUUAAAACCACAAAAGAAUAAAAGCAUAAGAACAAAAACAUAAAAACCUGAAAACAUUUACAACAAUCAAUCAUGGGGGCAGCUGGUCUCGUUCCAUGCUAGUGGUCUUCAUAGAAGAUCAGGAGGAUAAGCGUGGUGAAAGAGCUCUGUCUUUACUGCCUUCUUGAAGGUUUCUAAGGAUGUAGCAAGGCGGGUCUCCUCUGGGAGUCCAUUCCAAAGUCUAGGGGCAGCUUAACUGUCAUUAAGGCCAUUUUGACGUCUUGUGACCCUAUAAAUGAGAGACCUCCAAUUCAUUAUUUUGUCAUUAGUCCUGCUUAUGUCUUCUAGACUCAGGGCUAUUGCUUCUUUGAUUGUGUAUCCAUCUGUAAUGUAUACGUCCUCUUUUCCUACUGCCUUCUGCCUUCCCAAGAAUCAUUGUCUUUUGUAGGGAGUCCUGUCUUCUCAUGAUAUGUCCAAAAUAUGGCAAUCUCAGUUUAUUCAUCUUGACAUCUAGGGAUAGUUCAGGCUUCAUUUGCUCUAGGACCCAUUGAUUUUUUCUUAAUU